AGGCCUUUUGGGGGGAGGAAGGGAGAAAGCAGGGGGGAGCCUGCCAAGGGAGCAAAGUCCCCCCCCCCUUUCCUUCCUUCCUUGCUUCCUUUCCUCUUCCGCCUUCAGUCACCAUUCCUUCUCUCCCUUUUUGCAGAAAGUGGGCUCCUUCUUUCCUUCCUUCUUUCUUCCAUUCUUUCCCUUUUCAUCUCCAAAGGCCUCCCUUUUGGUGGUGCAGCUGCAGCCAAAGGUGCAGGAGACCCAUAUUGAAUGGACAGAUCUUCGUGUUUGUCGGAGAAGCUCUUUGGUGAACACGUACUUACUUCUGGCACUGGUAAAAAAUUGUAACUUUCCAGAUUUACACUCCGCCACACUUGUGUUGAACACAACUAGAAAUCCACCUGCAACUCGGAAGCCGAACAGAACUUAGUCUUCUGGAGUGACAACCAUCCGGCCAAGGAGAAACUUGGAUCCAGGCCUGAGAUGGGAUAAGGCCACUCUAUGGCCUCCAAGAAAGCGCUUUUCAAAGAGGGCUGUUCGCCGCCGGGCCUUCGUCUCCACUUCCAAGCCGCCCGGGAGCCGAGGUUGAAAAUGGAGGAGAAGAGCUCCAUGUGUGCCAAACCCUCCGAAGGGGCAAGGAAGGUCCCGCGGGGUGUUCAGGCCGAUGGUGCCAAGGAGAUCCUAAGGUUGAUGGCACCGGAGCAGAUUAAGCAGGAGCCGGACGAAGGCUUGGCGCAGCGCUGGGAGGCCCAGUGGCAGGAGUUCCUGAAGGUAGUCCAGUCCCCACAUACCGGCUGGGGGAACCCCGAGUUGGUGGCUUUCAGUAGCCCAAAGGGGCUCCACGUCUCGGGCAAGUCGGCUCAGUCGCCGGCCCUUGCCUGGAAGGUGAAAGAGGAGGUCCUGGAAGAAGAGGCCACCGGCCCGGAGACUCAGCGCCAGCGCUUCCGGCAUUUCUGCUACCAGGAGGUCGAGGGGCCCCGGGAGGUCUGCAGCCGGCUCCGGGAGCUCUGCCACCAGUGGCUCAAGCCCGAGCGGCACACCAAGGAGCAGAUCCUGGAGCUGCUGAUCCUGGAGCAGUUCCUGGCCGUCUUGCCACCAGAGAUCCAGGGCUGCGUCCGGGAACGAGGCCCAGAGACCUGUGCCCAGGCGGUGGCCCUGGCAGAGGGCUUUCUGCUCCGGCAGCAGGAGGCCGAGAGGCCGCGGCAGCUGAUUCUGGAUUCCUUCGAAGAGAUGGCGGUGAAUUUCCCGCGGGUGCAGCAGGUCUGCCUGGGUGCUUCUCGGAAGCAAGCAGGGAGCAGGCUGCUGAAUGACUCAGAGAGGCAUGUUUUGGGGCAUCAGGAAUAUCUCGAACGAGACCCACCUGGGAGGAUGUUGCUCCCCAAACCACGGGAGAAUCUCUCCCAGCACCGCGAGUCAGGCAAGUCCUCUGAAAACCAGCCUCGGGCGGAGCGUCUGCAGGGGAUCCUCCCCUCGAAGAGAGCCCCAGAGCCUGUCCCGUGCCGCGUGGACUACGCGAACCUUGGCGAGAUCCUCUUCCAAGGGCGGACGCCGGAGGGGCAGCGCCCGAAGCGUUGCGUGGUCCUCCGCCGGCGGAUCCACUCCGAGGAGCGUCUCUACAAGUGCCAGGACUGCCGGAAGAGCUUCGACCACCGCUCCCACUUCAUCCGCCACAAGAAGAUCCACACGGGAGAGAAGCCCUUCCAGUGCGCCGACUGCGGCAAGAGCUUCAAUCGCAACUCGAACCUUACUACCCACAUGCGGACCCACACAGGGGAGAAGCCCUACACCUGCGCCGACUGUGGGAAGAGCUUCCGCUGGAGCUCAGAUUUCAUUGUCCAUGAGCGGACCCACACGGGGGAGAAGCCCUACACCUGCGCCGACUGCGGCAAGGCCUUCCGGCGCAGCUCCAACCUGACGGCGCACGAACGCACCCACCGGGGGGAGAAGCCCUACAAGUGCUUUGACUGUGGGAAGAGCUUCACCCGGGGCCUCUACCUAGUUGCCCACAAGAAAACCCACAUCAUAGGGGAAUGAACAAGGGGAACGAUAGAAUUGGGGAAGGUAAAGACUGUCCAGGUUUGUGACCAUCGCCUUUCUCAAUUGGGGUACUUUUGGAAUAGAGGCAGAGUCUCCAUCCAAUCUCCUGAUAUCUCAGCUGUAUCCUCUAUAUUUCACCAUCAGUGAGUAGCUUGGGAAAGUUACAUCUCUCACAUCACACUUAUGGGCUUUCCAGGAGCAUUGGAUCAGCCACUGCGAAGAAGACGCAGGAGGCUAGACUGGAAACGUCUGAUCCAAUGUUUACGUCCGGUGUUUGUCUGCACAUCUGAGAGACAAGAAGUGCACCGGAGAGUGACCAUCCUGGAUGGACACAACCUCCUUUCUCUUCCUGCGAAGACUCCUCACUGCUGGGUUCGGAGGCAGAUGCACCUGGCUCUUCCAGUUGGGAUUGAUAGGUGAACUAUCAAUCCCAGCAACUACAACUCUUCCAGUUGGCCUACAACUGAUUUGUUGUAGCUCAGCAAAGAUUUCUCCCUUUCCGAUGCAUAUAAAUAACAGCAUCCUGCCCAAAUGAUGUACUGCUGGAAAGGAAAAAAGUCUAGGGAUUUUCAGGGAUAGGAUUUUUUGGUUUUGAAACGGAAAGCUUGCGAGUUCAAUUUUGUUUUGCUGUGCUUGUGCAGUCAAGUCAUUCCCAGCUUAUGGUGAUCCUAUCAUUGCUCAGAGAGGUUUGCCUUAAUCUCCAUCUGAAGCUGAAAGAGUGAGACUUGCCCAAAGUCGCCCACUAGGUUUCCACGGCUGAGUCGAACCCUGGUCUCUAGAGUUGUAGUCAAACCACGCUAACUUCUUAAAACCUUUACUUUUUGUUUACGAUUUAAUGGGCCACCCAAGGCUUUCUGCUUUGUAUGUGAUUUUUCUGCUUCUUGGCAGUGGGUUGGACUGGAUGCCCAACGAGGUCUCUUCCAACUCUAUGAUUCUAUCUCGGGAUUUUGUCGGACGGAGAGCCUGUGACCACUCAAAAGUUACCCUGUGGGUUUUCAUGGCUGAAGAAGGAUUUAAAUCAGUGUUUCUCAAUCUGGGGGUCCGGUUCCCUAAAAGUAGAUCUUUUCCCACCUAGAUCCAAUUGGGUAACUUCUGAUUUAGUGGUUUGGUUUAAAAAAGGAGAACGGAGAGACAGAGAUUGGACCUGAUACAACAGUAUUUUGGUGUUUUCCCUACUCCAAGAAACUUGAAUGCCUAAAAUUUGAAUUAUGGAGGAGGUAAGAGGGACUAAAAGGGAAUGGAGAUGCCUUCGUUUCCACCUAUAACUGUGGUUUUCCCCAGUUGUGAAAUACAAUGUCUCUAUUGUAGAAUUGAUGCAGUUUGGCUCAGUGCUAAGGAAUCUUGGAAAUUGUAGUUCUGCAAGGUUUAUUAUUAUUACCCUUUUCUGCUAAAGAGUGCAAGUGCUUCUCCAAAUUACAAAUCCCAGGAAUCCAUAGCAUUAAGGUGGUGUCAAAUGGCAUUAAUUCUAGUGUAAGGCUCUUUCUGCACUGCCAUAUAAAAUCCAGAUUGUCUGCUUUGAACUGGAUUAUAUGACAGUGUAGACUCAUAUAAUCCAGGUCAAAGCGGAUAAUGUGAAUUGUCUGAUUUGAUAAUCUGGAUUAUAUGGCAGUGUAGAAGCAGCCUAAGAGGUAAAGGUAGACAAGGGAAUAAAGCAGAGGACUUGCGGCAUACAUUAUAGAAUUAAUGCAGUUAGGCACCAGCACUCUCUGGCAGAGAAAGCUAAAAACCUUGGAAAACCACAACUCCCAGAUUCCAUAGCAUCGAGGUGUAGCACUUAAAGUGGAGUCAAACUGCAUUAAUUCUUCUGUGUAGAUACAUUGUUGGAAAAGUCAUUCUAUCCAUCUCUGGCCUAAUAUUCCUCCUAUUUCUGAUGUUCAGAAUGCUCCCCUAAAAGGGAUAUUGACCCUGUAAAAAGUAACUUUUCCAAGUCAUGAGGAUCAAGGCUUUGGCCAACUUCUGCAAACUCACUUCUUUUGACUGCAAGCUGAGAGUGUCUCUGAAUUUUGGGCUUGUUUUUGUAUAAGAACUUUGGCUUAUUUCCCUUCCGCCGCAUUCCGAAGUAGCUCUAUCUGUAUGUAAAACCCACGUAGAUGAUAUUUAUAUAUUGCAUUUCGAAGCACUUGCUCCCUCUUUCUUUCGUUUUCUUCCUUGUUCCUCACUUGUUUUCUCCCAGCAGUAAAAGCUCACUUAGUUGGUCUUGUACUAAACGAUCUCUUACUCUAUGACAACCAAUAUAUAUGUAUAUGCAUAUAUAUAUCUCAUUGGAAAA
This is a messenger RNA of Anolis sagrei ordinatus, 4285 nucleotides long. NCBI's taxonomy places the organism in Eukaryota, Metazoa, Chordata, Lepidosauria, Squamata, Anolidae. The record is from RefSeq and is a predicted model, not a curated record.